Molecule: messenger RNA, 935 nt
Organism: Neltuma alba
Lineage: Eukaryota; Viridiplantae; Streptophyta; Magnoliopsida; Fabales; Fabaceae
Product: universal stress protein PHOS32
Exons: 3
Coding region: 84-788 (234 amino acids)
Source: RefSeq, a predicted model, not a curated record
UUGUUAGUUGAUUCCUCUUUCUCUAUGUUCCUUCUCAUUAUUAUAAGCAUUGGUGCCUUGUUGCUCACAAGGUGAUUGAAGAAAUGGGCAAGAGAGGAACAAAGUUGCCAGGCUUCUGCCUCAACAGAAUCCGGCCUCAUGCUCGUGUCCGUUCCCCGCCUGUACAACCCAAGCUUGAUUCCAGUGCCGUCAAAACUGACCUUCAAAACGAGAAUUCCAGUGAAGAUUGUGAGAAGAAAUCCGGCGAUGGGGUGAAAAAUGGGGUUGUUGCUGGUAGGAAAAUCAUGAUUGUGGUUGAUUCUAGUUUUGCAGCCAAGGGAGCUGUGCACUGGGCACUCACUCACACAGUUCAGAGCCAGGACAUGAUAAUACUUCUUCAUGUGACUAAGCCUUCUAAACAAGCCUCAGAUGAAGAGUCCAGCAAGGAGAUUACUACUCCAAAUCCAAGAGCUUAUGAACUUGUCUCUUCCUUCAAGAAUAUGUGCCACGUCAAGAGACCUGAAGUACAAAUUGAGAUUGUAGUAGUGGAAGGGAAGGACAAGGGCCCAAAAAUAGUGGAAGAAGCAAGAAAAGAAGGCGUAUCACUUCUGGUUUUAGGGCAGAAGAAGAGGUCCACGACAUGGCGUCUUCUGAUGAUGUGGGCUGGCCACCGCGUCGCCGGCGGCGUGGUGGAGUACUGCAUACAGAAUGCUCAUUGCAUGGCAAUCGCAGUGAGAAGAAAAGGCAAGAAAGCUGGAGGCUAUAUGAUCACCACUAAGCGUCACAAGGAUUUUUGGCUCUUAGCUUAAUAGUAAUCAAUCAUCUCAAUAACCAUCCUGCAGAUUUGUUGUCCAAAGAGUUCUUUUCUUUUUUUAAUAUUCUUUUUUUGGGUAUUACCAUUGGUGUUGUCUUCUUUUAUGCUUUUGGUCAAAGGAAGGCAAGACAUUCACUGUGAG